This is a messenger RNA of Arabidopsis thaliana (thale cress), 2335 nucleotides long. It is a transcript of the gene ROT3, whose product is annotated as Cytochrome P450 superfamily protein. The transcript has 8 exons. The record is from RefSeq and is marked reviewed. Gene Ontology annotation, molecular function: 22alpha-hydroxysteroid 23-monooxygenase activity; heme binding; monooxygenase activity. NCBI's taxonomy places the organism in Eukaryota, Viridiplantae, Streptophyta, Magnoliopsida, Brassicales, Brassicaceae. Bases 244 to 1527 code for a protein of 427 amino acids. Gene Ontology annotation, cellular component: endoplasmic reticulum membrane. Gene Ontology annotation, biological process: brassinosteroid biosynthetic process; leaf development.
GUAAAAGUGGAUUUUAUAUCAUUAAUUCCUCUGUUUCUCCCCCAUUGAAAAUGACAUCACCAUGGCUUUAAGCUCUACAAAUACAAAUAUUUAUUCUCUCACUUUCUCUGCCUGCAUGGUUUUUGAGAAUUGAGAAAACCCUUUUAAAAUUCUCUAUCGAUCUCAUCACAAAUUUUGCUAUAUCCACAAUUCAUGUGCUUAGGCAUAUAGUUAUUCCCAAGAAACCGGUUUAACUGUUUACGUAUGCAACCUCCGGCAAGCGCAGGACUUUUCCGGUCGCCGGAAAAUCUCCCUUGGCCUUAUAAUUACAUGGAUUAUUUGGUCGCUGGUUUCUUGGUUUUGACGGCCGGAAUACUUCUCCGUCCAUGGCUCUGGUUACGUCUACGAAACUCGAAAACGAAAGAUGGAGAUGAAGAAGAAGAUAAUGAGGAGAAGAAGAAGGGAAUGAUUCCAAACGGAAGCUUAGGCUGGCCGGUGAUCGGAGAAACCCUAAACUUCAUCGCUUGUGGUUAUUCUUCUCGGCCUGUUACCUUCAUGGACAAACGAAAGUCUUUAUACGGGAAAGUGUUCAAAACGAACAUAAUAGGGACACCAAUCAUAAUAUCAACCGAUGCAGAGGUGAAUAAAGUGGUGCUCCAAAACCAUGGGAACACAUUUGUCCCUGCAUACCCUAAAUCAAUUACGGAACUACUUGGAGAAAACUCUAUUCUCAGCAUCAAUGGACCUCAUCAAAAAAGGCUUCACACGCUCAUUGGCGCGUUCCUCAGAUCUCCUCACCUCAAAGACCGGAUCACUCGAGACAUUGAGGCCUCGGUUGUUCUCACUUUGGCGUCUUGGGCUCAACUUCCAUUGGUUCAUGUUCAGGAUGAGAUCAAAAAGAUGACGUUUGAGAUAUUAGUAAAAGUGUUGAUGAGCACAUCUCCUGGUGAAGAUAUGAACAUUCUCAAACUUGAGUUCGAAGAAUUCAUCAAAGGUUUGAUUUGUAUCCCAAUCAAAUUCCCUGGCACUAGACUCUACAAAUCCUUAAAGGCGAAAGAGAGGUUAAUAAAGAUGGUAAAAAAGGUUGUGGAGGAGAGACAAGUGGCGAUGACAACGACGUCUCCGGCAAAUGACGUGGUGGACGUACUUCUAAGAGACGGUGGUGAUUCAGAGAAGCAAUCUCAACCGUCAGAUUUCGUCAGCGGAAAGAUCGUAGAGAUGAUGAUACCCGGAGAGGAAACAAUGCCAACGGCGAUGACCUUGGCUGUCAAAUUCUUAAGUGACAACCCCGUCGCUCUAGCCAAACUCGUGGAGGAGAAUAUGGAGAUGAAGAGGCGUAAAUUGGAAUUGGGAGAAGAAUACAAGUGGACCGAUUAUAUGUCUCUCUCUUUUACUCAAAAUGUGAUAAACGAAACGCUUAGAAUGGCUAACAUUAUUAACGGGGUGUGGAGGAAAGCUCUCAAGGAUGUAGAAAUUAAAGGUAAAUUUCUUAACUAUAAAUUGAUUUUCCUUGUGAUGAAACUAUAUAAUUUUUUGGUGGGUGAAUGAGCAGGUUACUUAAUACCGAAAGGAUGGUGUGUAUUGGCAUCAUUCAUAUCGGUUCACAUGGAUGAAGACAUUUAUGAUAAUCCCUAUCAAUUCGAUCCGUGGAGAUGGGACAGAAUUAAUGGAUCGGCAAACAGCAGUAUUUGCUUCACACCCUUUGGUGGUGGGCAAAGGCUAUGUCCUGGUUUAGAGCUGUCGAAGCUCGAAAUAUCCAUCUUUCUUCACCACCUUGUAACCCGGUACAGUUGGACGGCUGAGGAAGACGAGAUAGUGUCAUUUCCGACUGUGAAGAUGAAGCGGAGGCUCCCGAUCCGAGUGGCUACUGUAGAUGAUAGUGCUUCUCCGAUCUCACUUGAAGAUCAUUAAUAGAUCAUUUCAAAGAACAAAACUGUUUGUGCAAAGAGGAAGCAGAGAAGUAAACAAAUGAUCUUAUUAACAAAUAGUAGAGAAGAGAAGCAAACAAGAUUGGUGGGUAAGACAGAAAGAGCCAUACGUACAGCUAGUGAUGGCUCAAAGAUGAGAGAUUCUAAUUAUAAUUUUUUUUGUUUGUCAUGUCAAAUUAUAAGCGUUGGUUAGGUUGUCCCUUUCUCUUUUAUUUAUCGUACCAAACGCAAGUUGAGAUAUGAUUCCAUAUAUAUGGAUGAUAGAUAUGUAUAUUAAUAUAUACCUUCUUCUUUUUUUGGCAGCUAUUAACAUUAUGCCUAUCUCGUCUCUAUCUAGCUUUUGUUUUAUGCUCGAGAAAAUUUAGACGAAAAUAUAUCGAAAAAUCGACGACUAGUCUCGAUCGAUAAUAUGAUGAUCACUUCAUUUA